AUGAAUUCAUAACAAUCGAGAGAAUCUUUAAAUUAUUGCGAGUAAUAAUAGCAACAAUUUAAUAUAUUUUGGGCAUGGCAAUAUGAAGUUCAAUUCUCAAAUUUAUGUAUAUUGCUUCGGAAAGCAAAUUAAGAAUGUUAUUAAAAUGCAAAGAAUUAUGUAAAUGAAUUAGCAAUUAAUAUAUUGGUUCAUAAUCCUGAUAUAUAGAUGAGUUUUAAAGCCCAAGAUGAAUGAAUUUAAAUUACUGUUAAAGCCAAAGAAAGUUUAGAGAAAGGCUAAAAGCAUGUAGGAUCAUUCUUAAGUAAAAGUAGAGACAAAGAUUACAAAACUUGUAAAUAAAACAUUACAUCUUCCAAAAAGUAGAAUGAGAAGAUUACAUGAAGGUAUGAUGUAAUAGAUGGAUGAAAUAAGAAUGAAUCGGAAUGCAUAGAAAUUGAAC
Molecule: messenger RNA, 439 nt
Organism: Paramecium sonneborni
Lineage: Eukaryota; Ciliophora; Oligohymenophorea; Peniculida; Parameciidae
Source: the annotation of a GenBank genome assembly